Molecule: messenger RNA, 3435 nt
Organism: Siniperca chuatsi (mandarin fish)
Lineage: Eukaryota; Metazoa; Chordata; Actinopteri; Centrarchiformes; Sinipercidae
Gene: cdk11b
Product: cyclin-dependent kinase 11B
Exons: 20
Coding region: 351-2891 (846 amino acids)
Biological process (GO): protein phosphorylation; regulation of mitotic cell cycle
Cellular component (GO): nucleus
Molecular function (GO): ATP binding; cyclin-dependent protein serine/threonine kinase activity
Source: RefSeq, a predicted model, not a curated record
UCCAGUUUCCAGCACUGCCAGCUGUACUAACUAUUCAUUUAAAAUCAUGUAGUUAGCUGCAGGAGCUGUUUAGCAACAAUCGUCCAUGCUAGUUUUAGCUCGCUAACAUUAGCUAGCUAAUGUGUUAGCAUCAACCGCUUGCUCCACAACACACAGCGGGUUAAACGUUAGAAGUAAUUAACUCAUCUACCAUUCCGCCUUAUAUGUGGGCUACCUUACAAAUCAACCACUGGUUUAUUUAGAAACAAGUAUAACGUCUUAUCUACGUCUUCCUAACUGGCCUAUUAGCGUCAUACUGUAACUUUACACCCUAACGUCAUAGUAGACUUAAGCUAAACGCCUAUAAUGGGAUGCCUCAUGCCAAACUUAAGUCAAAAUGCGGUGGAGAGUGGACGCUGAUGGGGGACGAAAAGGAGACCUGGAAAGUAAAAACUCUUGACGAAAUCCUACUAGAGAAAAAACGCAGAAGAGAAUUAGAAGAGAGAACAGAUCCCAAGCGUCAGAAAAAUUUCACACAGGGCCUUGUUCCACAGGCGGAUGAUCGGGAAGCCAAACGAGACACUCCGGAGGAAGGAGAACUACGGGAUCAAAGGAUGGAAAUAACAAUUCGUAAUUCCCCGUACACGCGGGAUGACUCAACAGAGGACAGGGGAGAGGAAGAUGACUCACUUGCAAUCAAGCCUCCACAGCAAAUAGCAAGAAAAGACAAAUCUCACCAUAGAAAGGAGGAGAAGAGAAAAGAUAAAAGACGUCAUCGCAGUCACUCUGCUGAAGAAGAUCUGCUUCCACUCAUGGUUUUUAAUUCCACAGCAGUGAAACAUGCACGACCCAAAGACAAAGAAAAAGAGCGAGAGAGCGAUCGUAGGAAGCGUCAGUGGGAAGAAGACAAAGCCCGGCGAGACUGGGAGAGGCAGAAACGAAGGGAACAAGCUAGAGCUCAUUCACGUAGAGAGAGACCUCGAUUGGAUUCUCCUGGGUUUUUUUUGGACCACAGGGAUCGGCUGGAACAGCUGGAACGCCAGCGUGAACGGGACCGAAAGCUGCGCGAACAGCAGAAAGAGCAACGGGAGCUGAAGGAUCGGGAGAGGAGGGCUGAGGAGCGACGCAAAGAGCGAGGUGCUCGACGAGAUGUGCCAUCUCACCAUCGGAUGCUACCUGAUGAGUAUGAUGACAAACCAAAGCAAAGUCACCAUAGCCGAAGUCCCACCCGUGUUCCCCGGGACAGAUCCGAACACAGUGAACCACGGAAAAGUACAACUUUGAAGGAGGAGAAGCCAGAGGGCAAAGACCUGCUCGCAGACCUCCAGGACAUCAGUGACAGCGAAAGGAAGACCAGCACAGCAGAAUCCUCCAUGGCAUCAGGAUCGGGCUCUGAGGAAGAGGAGGAGGAAGACGAUGAGGAGGAGGAGUCCAGCAGCCAGAGUGAGGGUGAAGAAGAGGAAGAGGAGGAGGAGGAGUCUGUUUCAGGCUCAGGAAGGUCUGAGCAGAGUGCAGAGGAUGUGAGUGAGGACGACCAGUCAGUGGAAGACUUUGAAGACGAGAGGGAAAAUGGAAAUCACAUACCUACAGUGCCAGAGUCCCGCUUCGAUCACGACACCGAGGAGAGCGGCGAGGACAUGGAGGAAGAGGAGGAGGACGACGACGACGACGAAGCAGGAGAGGGUGACCCCACGCCUCACUCUCAAACUCAUUCUCGCUCCCCCACCCCCGAAGAGAACUAUAUCCCAGACUCCCCCCCAAUUUCACCUGUGGAGCUGAAGAAGGAGCUGCCCAAAUAUCUGCCGGCUUUACAGGGUUGUCGCAGUGUUGAGGAAUUCCAGUGCUUGAACCGAAUAGAGGAGGGAACCUACGGUGUGGUGUACAGAGCCAAGGACAAAAAGACGGAUGAAAUUGUGGCCUUGAAAAGGUUGAAGAUGGAGAAGGAGAAGGAGGGCUUCCCCAUCACCUCCUUAAGAGAAAUCAAUACAAUUCUGAAAGCUCAGCACCCAAACAUCGUCACAGUAAGGGAAAUAGUUGUUGGAAGCAAUAUGGACAAGAUCUACAUCGUGAUGAACUAUGUAGAACAUGACCUGAAGAGUCUGAUGGAAACCAUGAAACAACCCUUUCUGCCAGGUGAAGUAAAGACUCUGAUGAUUCAGCUUCUUCGAGGUGUCCGACAUCUCCACGACAACUGGAUUCUCCAUCGUGAUCUGAAGACGUCCAAUCUGCUGCUGAGCCACAAGGGUAUCCUCAAGAUUGGUGACUUUGGUUUGGCCCGGGAGUACGGUUCCCCCCUGAAGCCCUACACCCCUGUAGUGGUGACCCUGUGGUACCGAUCACCAGAGCUGCUGCUCGGAGCCAAGGAGUACUCCACAGCUGUGGACAUGUGGUCGGUGGGCUGCAUAUUUGGCGAGCUUCUCACCCAGAAACCUCUUUUCCCUGGAAAAUCUGAAAUUGACCAAAUUAACAAGAUUUUCAAGGAUCUGGGGUCACCCAGCGAGAAGAUCUGGCCUGGCUACAAUGAGCUGCCCGCUGUGAAGAAGAUGACUUUCACAGAGUAUCCCUACAACAACCUGCGAAAGCGCUUUGGAGCACUGCUCUCAGACCAAGGCUUUGACCUCAUGAACAAAUUCCUCACCUACUGCCCCAGUAAGAGGAUCUUAUCGGACGAAGGGCUAAAGCACGAGUAUUUCCGCGAGACACCGUUGCCCAUUGACCCAUCCAUGUUUCCCACCUGGCCGGCCAAGAGUGAGCAACAGAGGGUGAAGAGAGGCACCAGUCCUCGUCCACCCGAGGGAGGCCUGGGCUACAGUCACCUGGGCGAUGACGACCUAAAAGACACAGGUUUCCACCUGACAACCAGCAACCAGGGAGCGUCUGCAGUCGGUCCAGGAUUUAGCCUCAAAUUCUGAGCCCUAAACUGCAGGACAUCUGGCUCUCUAACUGAGAAAGAGGAAGCAAAGAGUUCUGGGAUGUUUUUGGUUGUUCUUUUGCAACUGGACAAUGUCAAUGGUUUACAACUGUAAACCAGAUCAAUAUCUGAUAAAAUUACAACUUAUACCAAAUAGUCAGGACUGUCUCACAGCAAGACUGGUGGCUCAAACAUGUUGAAUUUCCAGAAUUUUCCGUCGACUUUUUGGCUUCUCUGUGUUUUCAAAGCCAUUUCACCGUUUCAAAUGUGGCCAUUUUAGCUCUUAAAGAGGAGAAACAACUAUACAUCUGUUAGAAGUUUAGCCCUCAUGUUUGACUUUUGUUUUAUUUUCCCUUGUAUACUUGAUGAGAGAGGACCAGAUUUUAUAAAUGGUUGGUAUUUCCUGGCUGCCUGAGCUACUGUAUAAUGAUGCAGCAUUGGCUGUGUUUUCCAUCCAGCAUUAUGUUAGAAAUUUACUUAGGACUGUCGGGUCACUUGAUGACAGGGGGACAGUGUUUUUGCUAGAAAUAAAGUUUGAAACUUUG